This is a messenger RNA of Malaclemys terrapin pileata, 3238 nucleotides long. It is a transcript of the gene NOAZFP, whose product is annotated as zinc finger protein 330. Gene Ontology annotation, molecular function: zinc ion binding. Gene Ontology annotation, cellular component: nucleus. The transcript has 10 exons. The record is from RefSeq and is a predicted model, not a curated record. Lineage: Eukaryota; Metazoa; Chordata; Testudines; Emydidae. The coding region runs from base 301 to 1254 and encodes 317 amino acids.
UUUUUAGACAGCGCUUUGCCCCCGGCCGCGUGUCCGCUCAAAGUUCAGCUUCCAAGGUGCCCGUGCGCCCUGCAGAGCGAUACUGCUCUCGGGCGGCCACACUAGCUCUGGAGACCCAGGCACCGGGGGAAGGAUCUGGGAUCCAGCCGCUGCCGCCCGGAACCUCCGAGGCUGCACAGCGAGCGGCUGUGUGUGAAGCCGAGAGCGGCUAAGGAGGGACCGGUUCCGGCUUCCGCACACUCACUCACCGCAGAGGAGAAGCCGGGCGGCUGCCGGAGGAGCUGGGCCAGAAAGUGAAAAAUGCCUAAAAAGAAGACAGGUGCACGCAAGAAGGCCGAGAAUCGUCGAGAACGUGAAAAGCAGAUAAGAGCUUCAAGGGGCAACAUAGAUUUAGCUAAACAUCCUUGUAAUGCUUCAAUGGAAUGUGAUAAAUGCCAAAGACGACAGAAGAAUAGAGCCUUCUGCUACUUUUGUAGUUCUGUUCAAAAAUUGCCUAUUUGUGCACACUGUGGGAAAACAAAAUGUAUGAUGAAGUCUUCAGACUGUGUUAUAAAACAUGCUGGUGUGUACAGUACGGGCCUUGCAAUGGUGGGUGCAAUCUGUGAUUUCUGUGAAGCUUGGGUCUGCCAUGGUAGGAAGUGUCUCAGCACACAUGCUUGUAUCUGCCCUCUUGCAGAUGCAGAAUGCAUUGAGUGUGAAAGAAGUGUCUGGGAUCACGGAGGCAGAAUAUUCAGCUGCUCUUUUUGUCAUAAUUUCCUCUGCGAAGAUGAUCAGUUUGAGCAUCAAGCCAGCUGCCAAGUUUUGGAGGCAGAGACAUUUAAAUGUGUUUCCUGUAAUCGGCUUGGGCAGCAUUCAUGCCUGCGUUGUAAGGCUUGUUUCUGUGAUGAUCACACCCGAAGCAAGGUUUUUAAGCAAGAAAAGGGAAAAGAGCCUCCUUGCCCUAAAUGUGGGCAUGAAACUCAGGAGACAAAGGAUCUGAGCAUGUCAAUACGCUCUCUGAAGUUUGGCCGGCAGACAGGCGGUGAAGAGGCAGAUGGAGCUUCUGGCUAUGAUGCCUACUGGAAGAACCUCUCAUCGGGUAAGGAUGGAGAUGCAGGUGACCAUGACGACGAAUAUGAAGAGGAUGAAGCAGAGGAUGAUGAUGAGGAGGGAGGGAAGGAUUCUGAAACAGAGACCACAGAUUUAUUCAGUAACUUGAAUUUAGGAAGGACCUAUGCUAGUGGCUAUGCCCACUAUGAAGAAGCGGAAGACUAAGAUUACAUAGUGGGGAGCUCUAUAGCAUUUGGAAGGAAUAAGUAUAGGAGUGCUUUAUGCGUGCCACUAGAAUAGCUCUGCCAGGCACUUAAGCUUCAAAGUGUAUUAGGGAAAAAGGGCAUGGAACUUCUGUAGAAACUCAAGGUGUAUGUGUGUGGAGGAAAACAGAUAAAUGUUCAUAUUCAUGCAAGUAACCAAAGUGGUUUUGAUCUCACGAUUACUGAGUGUAAUAGCUUAAUGUCUUCUCCCCCCACCAAGUUGGGAGUGUAGGAGGGUAAAGGGAUUUGUUUCCAUCUGUUCAUCAGAAAUUAAGUUAUUUUUCUUGAGUAAUUUUGACUGUAAUUCUGUAAUCUGAUUUCAUAAAUUAUAUGUAGUGGUGUAAGUGGGUGGCUGUAUUCAUUUUUGGCUUACAAAAUAAAAGUCAGCAGCAUUCUGUAGUGAGUUUUCAUAAAUAUUGAUCUGGACUGAGUACUAGGAAAGCACUUACUGCAGGCCUAUCAUGAGCCAAAUAUAAACUGAAAUUAAAAUAACUUUACCAUUUCAUGUAGGCGAGACAGAUCAAUACAUUUCCCCAUAACAUAACAUUAUCAUUCCAUGCCUUUUGAACAUUAUACAUUAAUCAUAGACAUUAUGUACAGUCACCUACGGUGUCACCUACAUACAUAAGAUCAGAAGGUUUAUUUAUCACAAUAAAAAUGUUAAUGUAUCCUUCCUACCCAAUAAAAGCAUCAUUUUCUUUUAGUAUAGUAUCAUUGUUUGCAAAGAGGGGUCAAAAGGGUGGUAACUAGUCUAUUCUACCCCUUCACCUGCAUUGCAGCAGGAAGAAAUCAAAGAUUCAAUAAGAAUCAAACCUAGGAUUUUUGUUAAAAUAAGAUAAUAGGAUGUUUGUGUUCUGUUGGAAUAGCACCCUGUUCCUUGUUAGUACAAGACUGUCACAACCACAGAAGAAGUGAUGCAUGCUUUGGAGUGUCUUGCUGACACUGAUUACUUUAUAAUCAAAAUAUUAGGAAUUAUUUGCUGCUUUUUAUGAAAGUCAAGUGAUUCUUCCAAGAAACAGUUCCAAUUUAAAUUGUUUAAAGUAAAAAAUUGGAACUGGAACUUGGUGUAACUGCAGCUAAAUCUUUUUUCCUUCCACUUUCUUCCACUAAUACUUCCCAUACAGCAGCAACAUGUGUGUGCGCACACAGACUUUCUGUUUUGCAUGCUAUGUGCAUCUUCCCCAGCUUUUAAUAAAUUGCCUUCUUCCUCUCAUCACUAUUCAGGUUGACCAUAUUGUGCCACCUUGCAGCAGAGCCAGGUGCUUUGAUGUAUUCAGUUGAAGUGUCAUGACACUUCAAAUGGAGCUAAUGGAUUAAAAAGAGAAGCACUGGAGAUUUUCUGUGAGAUGCAUUUGCAAUUCAGCUGAAUAAUUCCUGCUUGAAAGACCAGAGAAACUGGAGGUGGGAAUGUGGCUCUAUGCAAGUCACUUAGUUUCUCUGGCAGUGCCUAAAUACCUUUUAGGAUCUAGGGCUCAGUUCCCCCAAUCUGUACAAAGGGGGUAAUAGUGCUUCCUCACCUCCAAAAGUGUGGUGUAAGGAUAAGUGUGAGGCAUUCACAUUCUACUGUGAUGGUGGUCCAUAUAAAUGGAUGAACAGACCUUUGAUAUUGUUCCUAUUACUAAUUAUUAAAUUGUGAAAUUAGCAAUAGCAGUGUAGGCUCCAGUUCAGCCCUUGCUUAACUGUUAGGCCCAGCUAUUUCCACUGGUGAAUCGGUCUUCCCUUGGUGAUUCUACAGACAAACGCUGACUAGUUGCAGAGCUUGACGGAUACCUCAUAUGUAAAAUAAUUAAGUGCUACUACAAAGUCUUGGGAGUGCUGAAAGGAUGUGUGAUUUCUUUCAGUUCUGUUUAAUACUGCAAUUAUGUGUGUCAUCUGCAAAUGUUACUUUUUUUAUUAUUAUUUACUGGAAUUAAAUUCUGUUAAUGUGCUUGGCUCCGGGAGCCAUA